Messenger RNA from Phragmites australis (common reed), 1701 nucleotides. RefSeq names its product nicotianamine aminotransferase 1-like. Gene Ontology annotation, biological process: biosynthetic process; amino acid metabolic process. Gene Ontology annotation, molecular function: pyridoxal phosphate binding; transaminase activity. The record is from RefSeq and is a predicted model, not a curated record. The transcript has 7 exons. The coding region runs from base 74 to 1357 and encodes 427 amino acids. NCBI's taxonomy places the organism in Eukaryota, Viridiplantae, Streptophyta, Magnoliopsida, Poales, Poaceae.
CACUGCAUCACAUCCUCUUCCGCUCACUCGCCUAUCCUCCCGCGCCGCAAGAACACAAAACCGCCACUUGCCGAUGGAGAACGCCGCCGGCGAUGGGCUUCUGCCGCCGCCGGCCGCAUGGAACUUCUCUCCGAACGAGGCCCUCCUCGGCCUGACGGCAGUCUCGCUGCGCGGCGUGCUGGGCAGGGUAAAGGCCGGGAUGGUGGAGGACGGCGCGCGGCCGGUGGUGCCGCUGGGGCACGGCGACCCGUCGGCGUUCCCGUGCUUCCGGACCGCGCCGGAGGCCGUGGACGCCGUCGCCGGCGCGCUCCGGUCCGGGGAGUACAACUCCUAUGCCAACAGCGUCGGCCUCGAGCCUGCGCGGAGAUCUAUCGCGCAGUACUUAUCGCGCAACCUGCCAUACGAGCUAUCAGCCGACGACGUCUACCUCUCAAGCGGCUGCGCUCAAGCGAUCGAGAUAAUCUGCUCUGUUCUAGCUCGCCCUGGUGCCAACAUCCUGCUUCCAAGGCCAGGCUACCUGUUCUACAAGGCGCGUGCCAUCUUCAACGGCAUGGAGGUCCGGUACUUCGAUCUUGUACCAGAUAGAGGCUGGGAGGUUGACCUUGAUGGCCUGCAAGCACUUGCUGACAAGAACACAGUUGCCAUGGUCAUUGUCAACCCAGGGAACCCCUGUGGCAAUGUCUACACCUAUGAGCAUUUGGCCAAGAUUGCUGAGACUGCGAGGAAGCUUGGCAUCUUUGUCAUUGCGGAUGAAGUGUAUGCGCACUUGACGUUUGGGGAGAAGAAGUUUGUGCCCAUGGGUGUGUUUGGCUCGGUAUCGCCGGUGCUCACUCUGGGAUCCAUAUCGAAGAGAUGGGUGGUGCCUGGAUGGCGACUUGGCUGGAUAGUGACGAAUGAUCCUAAUGGUGUAUUUCAGAGGAUAAAGGUAUUGGACAGCAUCAAGAGUUACCUUAAUAUCUCCUCUGAUCCUGUAACUUUUGUCCAGGGAGCAAUUCCACAACUCAUAGAGAACACAAAGGAAGAAUUCUUUGACAAAACCGUAGAGGUUCUAAGACAAACCGCAGAUAUAUGCUGGGAGAAGCUGAAGGGAAUCAGUUGCAUCACUUGCCCAAGCAAACCUGAGGGUUCCAUGUUUGUGAUGGUGAAACUGGAUCUGUCCUGCAUGCAAGAUAUCAAAGAUGAUAUGGACUUCUGCUGCCGGCUGGCAAAGGAAGAAUUGGUGGUUGUUUUGCCUGGAUAUGCUGUGGGAUACAAGAAUUGGCUCCGGAUCACCUUCGCAAUCGGACCAUCUUCUCUUGAAGAUGGCCUUGACAGGCUCAAGUCCUUCUGCUUGCGACACAGCAAGCCGAAGAAGUGAUAAGAUGAGCUCACCAGUUCCUUGUAAGAUGAGGCACCUGCUUUUGCCUGAAGAAUCAGCAGGAGGCAGGAGCUGGUAGCAGGAUUCAAUAUUGCUAUGAACUUCUCAUGAUAUGCUGUAUCAUCUUCACUCGGAGGUGAUUUAUUUAAUGCAUAAGGUCCUUGCUUAGCAAUUGACCAAUUGUAACUAGAUGCUGUUACAACUCUUGUUGUAGCGCCCAGUGUUUGAAGGUGCAAUGCAAAUUUAGGGGAUCUGAAGUUGGGAAACUAAUUUAAAAUAUGUCUUGAUUUACAUGUGAUGAGUUAUUGACAACGUUGGAUUUGAAAUUAUUUUGGUUGGCAUGA